AUGGCUCAACAUAUUGGCAGUUCCUCUCAAUUCGAAGAAACGGUGAAAAAUCAAUCCUCUGAGAAGGUCAUUCUAGCAGAUUUCUAUGCCGAUUGGUGUUCUCCAUGUCGUAAAAUUGCUCCGGUCGUGGAGGAAUUGGCCUCUACCUAUCAACAUUGUAUGACCGUAGUGAAAGUGAAUGUGGAUUCUCAUGAGGAACUGUCCGAUAAAUAUGAAGUACGACAAAUGCCAACGUUUGUGUUUAUCAAAGAUAAUGAAGAGGUGGAUAGAUUCAUUGGAAGUAGUGAAGAUACUCUUCGGGAGAGAGUGAAGAGGAAUUGUUGA
Messenger RNA from Naegleria fowleri, 324 nucleotides. RefSeq lists its product as uncharacterized. The record is from RefSeq and is a predicted model, not a curated record. NCBI's taxonomy places the organism in Eukaryota, Heterolobosea, Eutetramitea, Acrasida, Naegleriidae. Gene Ontology annotation, molecular function: oxidoreductase activity, acting on a sulfur group of donors, disulfide as acceptor; protein-disulfide reductase activity. The transcript has a single exon. Gene Ontology annotation, cellular component: cytoplasm. The coding region runs from base 1 to 324 and encodes 107 amino acids.